CCUGGUAAGAAUUAGAUCCCAAGGGGCAACAAUGAAAAGAGGUGAAAGCUCUGGAGGUGGCCAGAGUUCCUUAGGCUACCUAUUUGGUUCCGAUGAUAAGCAAAAAAACAAUGCACCAUUGGCAUCACCUGCUGCUUGUACACCGCCUUAUGGAAUCGAUAUCAUCGAUGAAAAGCCCCCAGAAAGUCCUCCUCCUAAAGAAAAAAAAGGAGUCACCAACAACCACCAAAGGGUCCAGGGUCAGAAUUCAGGAAAUUUCAUCACUGAUCGUCCAUCCACUAAAGUUAAGUCGGUACCAGGUGGAGAUUCGUCACUCGGUUACCUGUUUGGAGAUAAGUCAUGAGACUUUUGCCUUGUGAAUGUUCUAUCGUGGUUGGUCUGAUUUCUGCUCCAUGUAGAAGGGUGUGAAAUGUUUGUGCUCUUGGAAAUUAUGUUAGGGUUUGUAGGGUUUGCUCUUUGUGUGAUUAUUUACUUCCUGUACAUCAGCUUCUGAAGUCUGAACCGCCUGAUUAGGAUUUUCUCUAUUAUAGUCUGCUCAUUUGGCAAGAAUAAGAACUGUAAAAUAAGCCUAAUUUCGAGGCAGCUAUAUUUGAUAUGGGGUGUGAUUUGUUUAUUUUCA
Molecule: messenger RNA, 619 nt
Organism: Olea europaea var. sylvestris
Lineage: Eukaryota; Viridiplantae; Streptophyta; Magnoliopsida; Lamiales; Oleaceae
Product: protein SPIRAL1-like 5
Exons: 2
Coding region: 32-343 (103 amino acids)
Biological process (GO): cortical microtubule organization
Cellular component (GO): cortical microtubule, transverse to long axis
Source: RefSeq, a predicted model, not a curated record